AUGAAAAAGCUCAAAAGCGCCACUGUUGUCAAACGAAAAGCCUUUGGCUCUCUCUGGAUCGUCGUGGGGAUUGGCAUUGGGGUUGUAGUCGCAAAGAGCACGUUCAGUCAGUUACAUGGAACCACUCGAAACAUGAUGGAGGUCCUUGCCGGUACCAUGAGCAAUGACGAUCGAGAAAAUCAGGCAAUGGACACGUUCCAGGGGGAUAAUAAGCAGCCACCACAAGAGCACCAAAACACUGCCAGCGAGGCUACUAUUAGCAAGAAGCAACCAGCCUAUCUCGAUCUGCCGCCUGCCACCAAGACGGUAGUACUGAACAUUGGCUCCAACCGCGACCCCAUCCUCCCCAAGGAAUCCGCUGGUCCUUGCGCUGUAACGAUUGCCUUUGAACCCAUCAUUCCUCAAGCCAUUCCGUCGCACCCUCAGGUGCACGUGGUCCCCGCAGCGGUGUCGACUUCCGCGUCAUUGGCCACCAUGUACGCCUACAACCGCAACGGUGUCUCGUCCAGUUUGAGCAAGGCGGCUCAAGAUAGUUAUUGGAAUCAAGGCAACAAGAACCAAGGCAUUCGCAUUGUGCCCGUCAUGGCCAUGCAGGAUGUUCUAGACGCCAUUCCACCGCAUGUCGCCAUUGACUUUAUCCAAACGGAUGCGCAAGGUCACGACUUUGCCAUUAUCAAAUCCUCCAUUGUAACAAUCCGCGAACGAGGGAUCCAGCAUUUGAAGACGGAAGUGUACAUGGAGAAUACAAUAACCUAUGAAGGGGCAGAGAAUGAUUUGUGCCGGCAUUGGAUCCCCUUCAUGACGAGCAAUGGCUAUUCUUUGGUGGGACUCGAAGUCGGAAAGGAGCUUCGAUCAUCAGAGAGCGUCAUGGCAUCGUGCAGGCGCGAAGGCGCUGCCGAUGCGUCGUUCCUUCCGGGUUUGAAGGAGGCGGACGCCUUGUGGCGAUUGUCAUCAUUGGCACAUGAAGUCGACGACACAACCAAAUCUGCAUUCGACUAUCCAAUCCACAAAGGAUCUCCUCCUGCAUUCUCCGCGCAGCAGUAUGCUGCCUGCAAGCAAUAG
Messenger RNA from Seminavis robusta, 1062 nucleotides. NCBI's taxonomy places the organism in Eukaryota, Bacillariophyta, Bacillariophyceae, Naviculales, Naviculaceae. The record is from the annotation of a GenBank genome assembly.